Molecule: messenger RNA, 1125 nt
Organism: Acaulospora morrowiae
Lineage: Eukaryota; Fungi; Glomeromycota; Glomeromycetes; Diversisporales; Acaulosporaceae
Source: the annotation of a GenBank genome assembly
AUGGCUGCGACAACAAAAGAGCAACCGAGUCCAAUUGAAAAGUCGAACAGUAAUACUAAGAAUGCCGAAUACAUAAAGUGUUGCAAAAAAAGUUAUUUUCCGGGACAAUUUGAUAAUAAAUCAUCACAAACACAAUCAAAAUACCGAACUUCUACAUUUUCUGCAUUUGGAAAUUUCUGCGGUGGAGAUAAUUACGAAAGUAAGGAACGGAACUUCGAGAAAGAAAGUACUAACAACCAACAGGAGAAACGUAAAAGAAUGGAGACUGAUGGGAAGGACGUACCACUAAUGAAGUACGAUCAGAAGAUUAAUAUCGGUUACACUCCAUUCACACUUUUUGUGCACCUCACCAUAAUAUUUCAGCACCUCUAUACUUUAUACCCUAUGCCAUUCACGUCAACUCAUAUUACAUCGUUCACCCAGCUGGUGUACAUUACUACUACUUGUUUUCACAUAGCCACCUUAUUGGCAAAUUUGUUCAAGAAAUGCCAAGUAGAGAAGGUCUUCGUGUUAUAUGGAACAUGGGUUAUUUGGUCAGGAUGGGCGAUGUGUCUGUGGCUUAUAAAUUCAGAAAAUCGGUCCGACCCUUUAUUACCGAAAGGGUACUAUUAUGUAAAUGGGAAUGAAUCAAUAGUGUUACCAAACGUUGAAGCCCUGAUUAAACCAAUGGACGCGACUCCUCUGAUGCAUGGAAAGUGGACCUCUGCUUUACCGAUACUUUCUUUCUUUCUUCUAUUGGCAAUUCGCCGAAAUCACUGGGGCUUGUUAACUUGGGAGCAUCUUGUCGUAUUGGAAACAACAAACUCUUUAAAGUAUUAUCGAACCUGGUGCAUCGCCGGUGCGGGGGCUGGUUGGAUACUCUUCUGGGAAGCAGUGAAAUUCUGGUGUCACGUAUUCGCUCACGUCAAUCCUGUUGAAAAUAAUGUCAUCUAUCAUACAGACAGCACAAGGCUUCCUGGACUAUUUAAUAUCCUUCUGGUCAGUUUUGCCUCGGGUAUCUUCAUGAUUUGUUGGUGGAGCUUUUGGACAUUCCAAUAUAAAGGUGUUGUGUGGAAGAAAGAAUUAAGGGAAGGUGUGGUGGUUUGGUCUUCAGAUGGCUUGAUCCAAGUCGGAGGUGUAUGUUAA